CUCGGAAACGAAGCAUAACUAAACCCACAAAAUGAAGUAGAAAGAUGAAGACAGAAAUAAAGACGAAAAACAGAGAGAAAUUAAGAAGGGAAGAAAGAAGUCAGUAGUACAUCGAUUCCUGGUGCGGAAGCGGGGACGAAGACAAGGGAGUAGCAAUUCUCUCUUCUUCUGCCGAAGCCCUUAUCGGCUCAUCUACAUCUUUCUUUUUCUCUCCUUCUCUAUCUUCGACUUCGAGCAGGCGCGAUUCUCCGAAGAAGAGGAGGCGAGCGGCUGCAACGCCUGAUCUCCAUCACGGGAAUCGCGAUCUCGGAGGACAGGUAUUUUGGAUGCGCAAGCCGAUCCUGAAGACGACGCUUUUACUAGAAUUCAGCUUGGAACAUGACCGGAAAUGGAGGAGGCGAGGACGGCACGGCAGCGUCUUCCUCGGCGCCGGCGCCGCUCGAGUGGAAAUUCUCUCAGGUGUUUGGUGAGCGUACCGCUGGAGAAGAAGUUCAGGAAGUUGACAUUAUUUCUGCAAUUGAAUUUGAUAAAUCUGGAGAUCAUCUUGCCACUGGAGACAGAGGGGGGCGUGUAGUUUUAUUUGAGAGGACAGAUGUUAAGGAGCAUGCUUCUAGAAGGGAUCUUGAGAGGCAAGAUUAUGUAAUUACAAGGCAUCCUGAAUUUCGAUACAAAACAGAAUUUCAGAGUCAUGAACCUGAGUUUGACUACCUUAAAAGCUUGGAAAUAGAAGAGAAAAUCAACAAAAUCAGAUGGUGCCAAACCUCUAAUGGUGCGUUGUUUCUCCUAUCAACUAAUGACAAAACAAUAAAGUUUUGGAAGGUGCAAGAGAAGAAAGUCAAGAAAAUUUUUGAGAUGAAUGUGAAUCCUUCACAAGCUGCUGGAAAUGGUAACAUUUCUAGCUCAAAUACAGCUAGUCCAAAGGUGUACCUCCCAAAUGGUGUUUGUUCUGAAGUUCCAUAUAAGGGUGUUAGCCUUGGCAUCAACUUUCCCUUUGGAGGGUGUCCAACUUUGCGUCUUCCUGUGGUAGUUGCUGCUCAAGAAACAAGCCUGCUGGCCAGAUGCCGAAGAGUAUAUGCUCACGCACAUGAUUAUCACAUUAACUCUAUUUCAAAUAACAGUGACGGUGAGACAUUCAUUUCAGCGGAUGAUUUGCGCAUAAAUCUUUGGAAUCUUGAAAUUAGUAACCAAAGUUUUAAUAUUGUUGAUGUGAAGCCUGCAAAUAUGGAGGAUUUAACCGAGGUUAUAACGUCAGCAGAGUUUCAUCCUACGCAAUGUUAUACACUCGCAUAUAGUAGCUCUAAGGGCUCAAUACGACUUGUUGAUUUGCGCCAAUCAGCUUUGUGUGAUAAUCACUCCAAGUUGUUUGUGGAGCGUGAGACACCUGGGUCAAGGUCUUUUUUCACCGAGAUCAUUGCGUCAAUUUCAGAUAUUAAAUUUUCAAAAUAUGGACGACAUAUUCUGAGUCGUGAUUACAUGACCCUUAAGCUGUGGGACAUAAACAUGGAUUCUGGUCCACUUGCAACCUUCCAGGUCCACGAGUAUUUGAGGCCUAAGCUUUGCGACUUAUAUGAAAAUGAUUCAAUCUUUGACAAAUUUGAGUGCUGCUUGAGUGGAGAUGGGCUUCGGAUAGCUACUGGUUCAUAUAGCAACCUUUUCCGUGUUUUUGGUUCUGCUUCUGGAAGCACUGAGGCGACAACUCUAGAAGCUUGCAAGAAUCCUAUGAGAAGGCAAGUGCAAACGCCUGCAAGGCCUGCAAGAGCUCUUACCAGUCUAACACGUGUUGUUAGAAGAGGCGGAGAAAGCCCUGGUGUUGAUGCCAAUGGAAACUCUUACGAUUUCACAACGAAGCUACUCCAUCUAGCUUGGCAUCCAACUGAGAAUUCAAUUGCCUGUGCUGCCGCUAACAGUUUGUACAUGUAUUAUGCGUAGGGUGGAUCUGCAACAACAAUUUACAUUCAGCCAGAAUUUUUUUUGUUGGGAAACAAAGUUAUUUUGCUUCAUGUAGCUGCAAGAGCUGCAGGAGGCUUCCUUUUGUCUUUAAAAGUUCAUGCAUAAAGGGGUGACCGCCGGUCGAGGCUGCCAGAAUCUAUGUGGAAGUUUAACUGUAUCUUGUUCCCGGGACGACGGCUUCAUUCUAAUUAUUUGUUUUCUGAUUUCUGUUUACAAAGUUAAGAGAGAGGGAGAGAGAAAGGUCCAAGAAAAGAACCAAAAUACUUAUUAUGUUUCUUCUUUUAGGGGUUUUCAAGCUCAGGAAGCUCACCUGACUCUGAUGUGCUGUGAAGGGAGAUGUGUAUUUUGUUAGGAAGUUGACCUUUUGAAAUUUCUGGGUUUGGUCAUCAUUAUUAUAUUUCAUACCUUCAGUUUAAAACUGUUUGAUCAAACAAACCUUAGUGCAUCUUUUAUUCCUUGAAUAA
Molecule: messenger RNA, 2414 nt
Organism: Phalaenopsis equestris
Lineage: Eukaryota; Viridiplantae; Streptophyta; Magnoliopsida; Asparagales; Orchidaceae
Product: serine/threonine protein phosphatase 2A 55 kDa regulatory subunit B beta isoform-like
Exons: 14
Coding region: 379-1929 (516 amino acids)
Biological process (GO): peptidyl-serine dephosphorylation
Cellular component (GO): cytosol; protein phosphatase type 2A complex
Molecular function (GO): protein phosphatase regulator activity; protein binding
Source: RefSeq, a predicted model, not a curated record